CAUUACAGGUUGGCUUAUCAUAAAUUGAGAACCUUUUAUACUACGGUAAGAACCUAACGAUUUUCCGUAGCUUGUAAAUGCGUUUUGUAGGCAGUCGUUGAGUAGCCGCAACGCAACGUGCGGUACAAAACCGUAUUCGUACGUAUUAACAUGGCGCGGUGCACAAGCAUGAAGCAUGCGCAGCACGAAGGUACGGUGGUACCUCCUCCUGCUCUCGGGAACCGCCCGUGCGGUGCUCUGUCACCUCACCGGACGCUCGUGGGUGCGGGGUGUCAUCGUGUCGUUGCACUGCCUGGAGGUCAGGGCGCGUCAAUGGCUACAUGUCAGCCGUUUGCCACGAGCCGUUGUGAGACAUCACAUGAGCCAGCACCUGCAUGCGCGCAUGGAGCAGAGUACUCACCUUCUGGCCCCAGCACUGGCAAGGCCCAAGCUCACCACCAAGGCCGACGAGCUCCCCGAAGCUGUCGUCGUCCAGGAUGCGGGUGCCGCCAUGGCCGGCUUCGUGGGCAUCCUCCGCCAGCUCGGGGACCUCGCACAGUACGUUGCUCCUGUCCUGUCCUGCUGGCUGCUACAAAUUCACCAGACUAGCCCCUGGAUCUGAUCUUCUUCAGGCUCGCCGCGGAGGGCGCGGCGGCUCCAGGCGGAGCCGCCGCUCAUCGAGGAGCGGCUCCGCCGUCGUCGAUUCCGACAGGCUUGUGUACUUCAUCGGCCAGAAGCUCUGUGUGGCAUCGCAGGCCACGGUGUCGAUCAGCCGGUGACUCUGGUGGGAGGAACAAGGCCGUGCUCCAUCGAAAAGUUCAUCCAGCGAUGCCACGGGCCUCCGCAGCUGUCCAUGCUGGACAAGUAACAACACUUCUAUACCAAAAAUCAAACAGCUUAAAAAGGAUUUAUUUUUCCUGGUUAAUUUUGGCUUGUUUUGGGUGCAGGUAUGAUGCUGGUGGCGAGGGAGCGUGCUUGAAGAGAUACACCGACCCCUCCUUCAGAGCCCACUCUGCACAGCAUCAGCGUAUCUUGCAUGAAACCAAACCAGACAUUCAGAGUUCAGACAUCCAUUCCAAACCUCCUGCCGAGGAAGCCCGCCAUAAAAAAUACUCCAAAUUCAAAACAGGCGCGUUGUCCGAUAUGCUCCGACAACUUAAAUAUCGACACAUCAUCGGAAGAAUCAGGCAUCAAAAGCAAAACUUUCAGAACCAGGAUUCGUCACAAGAUGAAGCAUCUGAAGCACCCGUUUGGCCUUCAGCUAAUUCGCCUGAAAUGUCAGACACCGAAGCGCCAUGCCCUGCAGUACCAGUGAACAAGGAGGGAAGCAGUUACCUCGUCGAGAGGACCAGCUCGUUCGGGGCAUGGCUGUCUCCAGGUGCAGCCUCUACUCGUGCGUGUGACAUCACAGAAGACAAUGCUGAUGGAUUUGACAGCCAUGGCGCCAACAAGGCUGACGAGAAUGCCAACAUUGCCACAAAUGCUCGUAGCGCCCUUGUCGACUUCAUUGCCUCGAGGGGUGAAAGCUCGCGGAGGAAGCUCUCUGUCAAGAAGCACGAUGACCCAUUAACGGAAUCCUUCCGGAACAUGGCUAAGAAGCUACUACUUGAGAAUGGAUCAACAGAGAAUCUUCUUAACAACAAACUAGUGCAUUCUGAAGACGUACCAGAUCCAGAUGAAAUUGCAUUUUACAGCAAAAGCGCCGAGGACACUCAACAAGACGCAGAGCAAUGUGACCAUCCUUGUGAAUAACCUUGUCGACCAGCUAGCAUCAAUGAAGCAAGUGCCAGUAUCACCGAUCGCAACCCGGAAAAGGAAUAAUCUGCAUAUGCUGGCUACCAAUACAUGG
Triticum aestivum (bread wheat) is the source of this 1828-nucleotide messenger RNA. RefSeq lists its product as uncharacterized. The coding region runs from base 808 to 1731 and encodes 307 amino acids. The record is from RefSeq and is a predicted model, not a curated record. NCBI's taxonomy places the organism in Eukaryota, Viridiplantae, Streptophyta, Magnoliopsida, Poales, Poaceae. The transcript is spliced from 2 exons.